AUGGACACAACCCCAGAAACACCGGAAGCUACUCCGUCCAUCUUCAAUUUCAUCCUCGGAUUCCUCAUCGUAGGCCUAGCCUGGGGCUUCACGACGCCCUUCAUCCGUCGCGCCGCCGUCCACCACAACCCACCCGCACACCCAAUUCUCCAGCGACCAUCGAUCAAAUCCAGCUGGCUCCGCACCAAAAUCUACAGCACCUUCUUCGGGGUCACGGACUUGUUGAGGAACUGGAGGUAUGCGCUGCCGCUCGUGAUAAACCUCACGGGAAGUAUAUGGUUUUUCCUGUUGAUCGGGAAAGCUGAAUUGAGCUUGAUGGUUCCAAUUGUCAAUACUUUGGCUUUUUUGUUUACGGUAUUGGGAGAGUGGUGGGUGGAGAGGAAGGUUAUUGGUCGAGACACUUGGAUAGGCAUGACUCUUUCACUUAUUGGAAUAGCCCUUUGCGUCCAGAGCAAAAAUGCAGCUGCCAAGAAUCCAUAG
This is a messenger RNA of Glarea lozoyensis ATCC 20868, 480 nucleotides long. RefSeq lists its product as uncharacterized. The coding region runs from base 1 to 480 and encodes 159 amino acids. The record is from RefSeq and is a predicted model, not a curated record. NCBI's taxonomy places the organism in Eukaryota, Fungi, Ascomycota, Leotiomycetes, Helotiales, Helotiaceae. The transcript is spliced from 3 exons.